UGACAUGUCUCAGACCGCAAUCCAGAGGAGAGCGAGCUGAGCUGACAGCCUUGCACUCCAGCCCACAGCCUCGAUGUGAAGAAGGCUAUGCAGCCCUGGGCCAGCUCUCCCCACUGCAGCGCUUGGGGACAGGGACACCAGCCAUGCCGGCAUCAGUAACUCCUGUGCUCUUCUCCCUGGCUCUUCCGGUGUGGAUGAGAGGUGAUCCCGCCCACCACUGUAGCAGAAUAACAAGUGGAUUAGCCACAGGAGUUGCUGUGGAGUGGCAAGCAGAAUGAAUGAGCUCUCAAUCCCAUUGAUAUAAAGCUCCGAGGACACCCACAGAUCCCGCACUAAGAAUUCAGUUCAGGUCUUCGGCAGAUGGGCGUCAGUAGCAGCGACUAGCCAGCAAGAUGGAGACCACACCUUUAAAUUCCCAGAAGGAGCUGUCGGUGUGUAAGGAUGGAGAAGAUUGUCAGGAAAAUGGAAUUCUACAGAAGGGUGUCCCCACCCCUGAAAACAAGGUGGAGUCUGGCCAAAUCUCCAGUGGGUACUUGGUGGCACCAAGCCCCAGUGCAGGAGAUGACACUCAGCGCUCCGUCCCAGCUGCCACUGCGGUCCUAGAGGCUGAGGUUCAUGAGGGGGAACGGGAGACCUGGGGCAAGAAGAUGGAUUUCCUCCUGUCAGUCAUUGGCUACGCCGUGGACCUGGGCAACGUCUGGCGCUUUCCCUACAUAUGUUACCAGAAUGGAGGGGGGGCGUUCCUCCUCCCCUACACCAUCAUGGCCAUCUUUGGGGGGAUCCCACUCUUCUACAUGGAGCUCGCGCUGGGCCAGUACCACCGAAAUGGAUGCAUUUCAAUAUGGAGGAAAAUCUGCCCGAUUUUCAAAGGGAUCGGGUACGCCAUCUGCAUCAUUGCCUUUUAUAUCGCCUCCUACUACAACACCAUCAUGGCCUGGGCACUCUACUACCUCAUCUCCUCCUUCACGGACCAGCUGCCCUGGACCAGCUGCAAGAACUCCUGGAACACCGGCAACUGCACUAACUACUUGUCUGAGGAAAACAUCACCUGGACACCCCACUCCACGUCCCCUGCGGAGGAGUUUUACACGCGCCACGUCCUACAGAUCCAUCGGUCAAAGGGACUCCAGGACCUGGGGGGCAUCAGCUGGCAGCUUGCCCUCUGCAUCAUGCUGAUCUUCACUGUUAUCUACUUUAGCAUCUGGAAAGGUGUCAAAACAUCUGGCAAGGUGGUGUGGGUGACAGCCACCUUUCCUUACAUCAUCCUUUUGGUCCUGCUGGUGAGGGGGGCCACCCUCCCCGGAGCCUGGAGAGGUGUUCUCUUCUACCUGAAACCCAACUGGCAGAAACUCCUGGAGACAGGGGUGUGGGUGGAUGCCGCCGCUCAGAUCUUCUUCUCUCUUGGUCCUGGCUUUGGGGUCCUCCUGGCUUUUGCUAGCUAUAACAAAUUCAACAACAACUGUUAUCAAGAUGCCCUGGUGACCAGUGUGGUGAACUGCAUGACGAGCUUCGUCUCGGGAUUUGUCAUCUUCACGGUGCUCGGGUAUAUGGCUGAGAUGAGGAACGAAGACGUGUCCGAGGUAGCCAAAGACGCAGGCCCCAGCCUCCUCUUCAUCACGUAUGCAGAAGCCAUAGCCAACAUGCCGGCGUCCACGUUCUUUGCCAUCAUCUUCUUCUUGAUGUUAAUCACACUGGGCUUGGAUAGCACGUUUGCAGGCUUGGAGGGAGUGAUCACGGCUGUGUUGGAUGAGUUCCCGCACGUCUGGUCCAAGCGCCGGGAGGGGUUAGUGCUCGGUGUGGUCGUGACCUGCUUCUUUGGGUCCCUGAUCACCCUAACUUUUGGAGGGGCCUACGUGGUGAAGCUGCUGGAGGAGUACGCCACGGGGCCCGCAGUGCUCACCGUCGCACUGAUAGAAGCAAUCGCUGUGUAUUGGUUCUAUGGCAUCACUCAGUUCUGCAGUGAUGUGAAGGAAAUGCUCGGCUUCAGUCCUGGAUGGUUUUGGAGGAUCUGCUGGGUAGCCAUCAGCCCUCUGUUUCUCCUGUUCAUCAUUUGCAGUUUUUUGAUGAGCCCGCCACAGCUACGACUUUUCCAGUAUAGUUAUCCUCACUGGAGUAUCAUCCUGGGUUACUGCAUAGGAACCUCAUCUUUCAUCUGCAUCCCCACAUAUAUAAUUUACCGGCUGAUCAUCACUCCAGGGACAUUUAAGGAGCGUAUUAUUAAAAGUAUCACUCCAGAAACACCAACAGAAAUUCCCUGUGGGGCUAUCCGCUUGAAUGCUGUUUAAAGCACUUCAGUGAGAGGAAAAUGGCUUCCCAACCUCUUCCUCCAGUUCUGACAAGUCACGCCUGCCUUCUCCCUCUAAGUGAAUGAGUUUCCAGCUAAGCCUGACAAUGGAAGGGCCUUCUUCAUGUAUUGGGACAUAUUCCCAAAAGACUACGGUGCCCAGACUCUUAUGGCCUCCAGCCACUUCUUUCUGUGAAAUCUCCUGGACAUAUUACCAUGUUAGACUCUGAUGCAGCUGAGCUGAACUAUUUUGGAUGUGUGAGGGUGCAUAUGGAGGUGAUGAGAACCACCAUAUAACCAGUUAGGAUUAUGUGUGGAAUGAAGUCUGUGGAAGUCUCCUGUAUCAUUUCUCAUUGUGAUCACUGGUAUAUGACAUGUGUUUGCUUCUAAAGGUUUCACUGUUUAUGAAUGCAUAAACCAUGUGGGAGAAAACAGGGAUGCUGUCUUGCUAGCCAUAUAUUUUCUGAGUAGAAUAGAAUUCUAUAGCUGGAUCUACUAGAACCCUGUAACCCAUGUGCUGCUGUGGAGUCAGGAGAGGAAGAUGUAAGAAACUAAACUGAAAAAUGUGUACAUGUGAACAUGUGUGUCUGUGUAUCCUGUUGCUUCAGUGUAUCCUUUUCUUUAUUCCAAUACUUUGGGUCCAUUACAAACUAUAUGAAUUUCCUCUGAUUUUUCUUACAUUAACACACAGUCCACCUCCUCAAAUGUGUUAUUAUUUGAAGAGCAUAAUUACUACAACAUGUUCUGCCACCUUCUCCUUUGCUGGUCACACUACCUGAGCUCACGCACCUUCCUUUAUGGGCCAGGCUUUAGAAUGUAAUGCACUUGCCAUUUUCCUGUCUCUCUCUCUGCUAAACAUUUAGGAUAAUGUUCCACAGCAAAGCUGGCCUGUUUCAUUAGUCACUGUGGCUUGGCCAUGAACUACUACUUUGAAGAUGGAUAUUGACAAAUUCAUCUUCGGUAUUCAGUUGGCUAUCUGAUUUAAGCUCUGUAUACUUCAUAUGACUGAAUCUGACUGUUGAGGUUACUUUGCUUUGGAAAGAGAGAAUAAAUCCAGUUCUCACUUACCAGGUAUAUAGAUUUGGCACCCUGACCUAUACCAAGAUCUUCCUCAAUCUGAAAGUAAUUGGAGAGCCUGGGAUAGCCUUAAAUGGACCCUCCCCACCCACCCCCAACCCCAUGACCCUUCUUGGUAGGCUACCAGGAUUAUGAUCCCUCCAGAUAAUUUUCAAGAUUGAGCCUAAGUAAGGCUGAUUGGGAAAGGGUCAGUUAAGUGAAUAACCUUUCAUUCGACAUAAUACCCUUAAUAUAGAGCAAGUAAAUUUGACCUUCAGUGGCUUGUGACUCUCAGAUGUAUAGGUAGAGAAGCCAAUUUUACAUUGUAGUGUGAGAUUUCCUUAUUGAAAUCUUAAAGGGAAUAAAACAUAGUCAAUGAUAAAAGGACUCCAUCAUCUAGCCCCAUUUCACUUCAGUCCCCUAUAUAAAUCAAAUAUAAUUCUAACAAUUUUAUAGAAAGAAGAUCCAUAUAGCAGAGGCCUACUUUUAUUCAUUUCUAGUUCUUCCUCCCUCAGCUUCCUUUCCCCAACAAUCUUCCCUGGCCAUCUUCUUGUAUGUCCCCCAACAUCCUUCUAUUUCUGAUUCUUUGCUUUUCCCAGCGGGAUAUUUUCUUUAUAGAUGAUAGCUGCUGAGAAGUUUCCCGAAAUAGUACAGAAAAAGAGGAGGGGGAUUUAAAAAAUUCAGUACUGACCUACCUUCAUUAUCUUCACUUUUUCAUUCCUUCUUCCUAUCUUAUUUCCAUUCUUUUUGCUUUCUAGCAUGCUGAAAGUAGACAGGUUAUAUAAGUGGCAGCAUAUUUAGUGGUCAAUAGCUUAGCAAUUUUAAGACUUGCUUUAUAUUCGGAUAUGGAUUCUCCCCAUUCCACACACACUUAUGCAGUCUCCAAAGAUAAUAUUUUUUAAAAGCACUUUUUCAAACAGAAUUAGAGUUUUGCCAAGAUAGGUGUGAAGGGGAUUAUAUAGGCGUUUUGAAAAAUUUUCAAACUUCACUAGACUUAAAAAAAAUCCCAAACCUCUGUUCUGCCUGGUUUGUAUUUUCUUGACCCCUAUUUAUCACUAUUACUAUGGAUUUUUUUUAAAGGAAGAGUAGGUAGAUGGACUUUAAAAUAAUUUUUAAAAGAACUUUUACAUCUAAUAUAGCAUUUGCAUAAAAGUAAAAAAUAAAAAUGGAAUUGUGAAGUUAUUUAAGUACUGAAUUUAAUUUUUUUGAUAUGAUUUUAUUAGUAAGAAAUACCCAAGCAAGACACAAGACAAAGGCAUGGAAGUGAUUCAAUUGAUUGAGAUUGUUUCUUAUAUUGAUAUGUAUCGAAGUCCAAAGAAUUUGCCUCCCUUCCAAAAAACUUACAACCCAUUUAAAAUUUAUUCCACUUGUUGCAUGGAAUGCAUAUUACCUGUAACCUAAAUUCAUUGCCCUGGCUGCCUCAUCUGGAGAUGGAUGCAAAGACCCCUGACAAAUUCAAAAUCGAUAGAACAGCUCCAAAAUCAAGUUAAUGAAAUCUCAAAUUAAGGCAAAAAGUUAUUCUGUGAGGCACUCUCUCAGCAUUGUCUUUUUACUAAGCUUGUUAAUUUGGUGCCACCCAUCUCAAAAUUUAAGUGCAAGUCUGAAUUUCCACUUAACUCACACACAACACCCCCACCCCUUAAAAGGCAGAUUAUUCUCCUGGAAUUAGCAUUGUAUUCUUUCUGAUAAGUAGGAAAGACUGGCCCGAGUUUUCUAUCUGUUGUAUCAUUGAUUUGGAGUUCACUGUCAAAGCAAAGCUUAGAACUAUGGCAUGCAAUGGCUUAACUGUGCUGUUCUCACAUGUAUCUUAGGUAAUGCUUAGCUACCCAAUGGUACAAUACAAGCCUGGUUCCUUUCUCAGCAUGACUCUUUACUCAUAAAUCAACAGCUGGUGCUUAAGAUACCAUUAAACACAACAGUAAUCGGAGGAUAUUUUUCACCCUCCGCUUUUCUUUUUUUUUUUUUUUUCGGUCGUCAGGGAGGGGUGGGGAAGAAGAGCAGUAAGGUCCUCAGAGAGACUGUGCCACAACCUGUCAUCCCCAUAAGUAAGGUAAUAAAAGCAAAAUACGCAUACGCUAUGUGGGAUGUUGUGUAUUUUAAAGUCAUCAAGGAGUUCACACAUUAUUUAAAACGCAAGGAGAGUUACACAGAAAGGUCUAAAUUUGUAAGGUGAGCUU
Messenger RNA from Rhinolophus ferrumequinum (greater horseshoe bat), 5517 nucleotides. It is a transcript of the gene SLC6A4, whose product is annotated as solute carrier family 6 member 4. Gene Ontology annotation, biological process: sodium ion transmembrane transport; serotonin uptake. Gene Ontology annotation, molecular function: serotonin binding; serotonin:sodium:chloride symporter activity. The record is from RefSeq and is a predicted model, not a curated record. Lineage: Eukaryota; Metazoa; Chordata; Mammalia; Chiroptera; Rhinolophidae. The transcript is spliced from 14 exons. The coding region runs from base 393 to 2285 and encodes 630 amino acids. Gene Ontology annotation, cellular component: neuron projection; plasma membrane.